GAAUGAUAAAAUUUGCUAUACGCUGUCCUGACGUUUAUACAACAUUCACCCAGUUACCAUGCGCGAUACGCUUGAUAAAGAUAUAUUUCAACACCAUAUAUGGCAAUGUCUGGGUAUUAAUAUUCUAUUGGUUGAUAUCGGUGAUUACAGAAAUAGUACUGCUUUAAAAUGAAACUUGAAAAUUGUGCGUACCGCUUCCAAGAUACACCGAACAGAAAAUGGGUUCUUGUAAAAAUAUGAUAUCAAAGUCAACAUCCUUUAACCAGUCAAAACGGAUUACCCGUUUCUUCAUCGUGACUAGAAAUAAUCCGGUGAAGUUUGUCGUUUGGUUGGGAUUUGCGUCAAAAAAGCACAUACGAGGCAUAUGCCAAAGAAGAUAUUAGCUGUGCAUCUUUGAAAUCGGGAAAAUCAAGAUGUACACGAUAUCAACAAGAAUGUGAACUUUUCAAAGAGUGAGAUAUAGAUCAAUUUUCCACAUCUUUAGAGCAACCAGUACAAAAAUGUACUUGCAAGCUCAAACUGAAGAGAGAACGGGAGAUCAACAACCAGAAACAAUGACCAAUGAAACCGAUGAGACCAAUGGAACAUGGGAUGGAAUAAAAAAUGUUCUACCAAGCACCUAACUUUGUUGCUAACGAAACCAUUGACUGCUCUGAAUGAAAAACGGCAAACGCACUGUGCAACAACAUAUGCCAGAAGUGAUCAAGUGUGGAAAUUUGAAAUCAAAAAAGAUAUGGAAGAUGGGAUGCUGUCUGGAUUACUGUCAACGAUAUCAUCAUUGAAAAGAGGGGCUAAAGGUUUAUUUACAAGCGCAUUGACAGUUUUAAAGAAGGCUAUUAACUAUCCAGGUGCACAGAAGAACACUUCAGCGCAAAUCCCAUCCGACGAUUUGGUGAUACUUUGCAACCGCCAAAUUGAAGUAUGCAAGAAGAUUUUGAUGGAUUUCAAAAACUUAUAUUCGGUUGUACCUGAGUUUCGAUGGGAAUCCAAUUUACGGAAUACCAGGGGUGCUACAAAACGUGUUUUGGUUUGCUUGGAGAUUUCCCGUUUGGCAGAUGACAUAAUAGAUGCUGUAAGAAUGGUCGAUCUUUCAGGUACUGAAAGAUUUUUCCUCGUCAUUAUACAUACGGCUGAGCCAGGACUAAAAGUGGAUACUUCAUUUUCGUCGCGGGAUUUUAAGAUAGACGAUGUUGCUCACAUUAUAUAUAGCGAAAAUGUUGGAUGCUAUGACUGCCCAGAAAACAAGAAAGCAAUUUCAAAACUCCGUUCAUGGUGACCUCCUAAAAGUGGAUGUUAUGUAUUAAGAUCAGUCUAGUACUAUACAUUGUUACACCUUGAAACUAUUGACAAUGAUGAGAUCAACAGGGGAUGUUUACUACUCCUAGGCACCUGAUCCCACCUCUGGUGUGCCCAGGGGUCCGUGUUUGCUCAACUCUCUAUUGUGUGUUGCUUAUAGGAGUUAUGAGAUUGAUCACUGUUCGUUAUCUUCACUUUGCAUCAAUGUAAUAUCAGCAUCACUGUUCAAAGAAAAUACUAUUCAGACGCAACGCAAACAUUGAUUUUUUAGUACCAUUUUGUUCAUGAAACUGCAAAUUUCCUUUUAUAUUCUUUCUAGAAAUUAAAUACACUGUGUAAAGGGAUAAUUCAACUAUUAUUACCAGUUUUACUCCUGAAAGAUAUCUGUAACACUUAAGAUUUCUGUGUUCCUCCAUAUCAUAAAAAUAUUUUUGUAAGACCGUUUUAAGGAUGUACAUUUAUUGAAUUUAAUUCUGUGUAUAUUUCAUUAUAAUUUUUUUGUGGACUGUCUAUUCGCCUGUACCAAACUGAUAUUUUGCAUUUACGAUAACACAACCACAACCCUUCCAAAUGCAUAAAUUGUUGUAUUCGAAAUUCAUAAUGAACUUUUGUAAUAUAGCUAUAGUUUUGACUUUCUGUAGGUAGUUUCCAUUUUUUUUCAAUUUUUCAUAACAUCGAAUUAUUUCUUGAUGAAAAAUAGAAUAUUGAUAUGUUAGUUGUGUAAACAAAAUGCUUUUAAAAAUAUUUUUGAUGAAAAAUUGUUGGAUUUUGAUAUGAUGUAUGUCAAUUGAAAUGAAGAUACUCUUCUCUAAAGCAGAGGGAAAAUAUGCAUGUUGUAUUUGCCUGAUUGAAACGCAUAAAUAUAUUCAUUGCGCAU
Molecule: messenger RNA, 2173 nt
Organism: Ostrea edulis (European flat oyster)
Lineage: Eukaryota; Metazoa; Mollusca; Bivalvia; Ostreida; Ostreidae
Exons: 10
Coding region: 587-1276 (229 amino acids)
Source: RefSeq, a predicted model, not a curated record